Molecule: messenger RNA, 945 nt
Organism: Mucor mucedo
Lineage: Eukaryota; Fungi; Mucoromycota; Mucoromycetes; Mucorales; Mucoraceae
Exons: 4
Coding region: 79-945 (288 amino acids)
Source: RefSeq, a predicted model, not a curated record
GUCACACCAAAUUUGGCAUUUAAAAUCGAUCAUCAUCCCUGGAAAUAAUAAGCCUGUAUUUUACAUAAAACAUUAACAAUGAGCAACAACAAUACUCCCCGCCAAGAAAGACCUGACGUCGUCUCGACAGCUUCUCCUAGAGGUCCCGUCUUGAAAAGAAAAAGUCAAGGAGACCAAGAUUACGCUGCUCUCGCCGCAAAGGUAAACAGCUUGUCUGCCUGUGUUGCCGAUCUGCAACGCAAGUUAGACCAAGCCCCCGCUGCUGGACCAGUUGCCAAGAUGAAUAGAGGCAAGCAAACCGAGCUCGUUCGUUUGGUUCAUCAUGCAUAUGAACGUUGCGUCAAUCGAGACAAAAUGCCGUUCAAUUUGAAUGGCUCAAUGGUCAAGGACAACAGCCAUGUUCGUGAUCAAAUUAUUAAGUAUUGCAAGGAAUCUGCGUACUUUGACAGAUUUCUCCUGUCAAAUAAGACUGGGUUUACGAUAAGAGGUAAGGAAAUCGUGGAAGGUGUCAUUCUGUCCUUCCUGAACAACAAGAAGGUCAAGGCCAAGAAUGAUGCCAGCCCCCCCGAAGUGACUCAGUUCAAGAGGACAGAGAAAAGGGUCAAGGAGAGAAGAAGCAGAAAACUCGCUCGUAGAUUGGCCAUCUACAAAAGCCAUCCCGAGGAAACACCUGCUUUCGCAACGGCCGCUGAAUGUUUGAAGGUUCUGGUAAACGGUUGCCAGUCGGACGAAGAGGACGUUCCCGGCGAUAAAACAUUGCUGGAUCGUCAGGUGCCAACUUGGAGAUCCAAGAAUUUGAAUGAUUUCUUCAAAAGGCUUGACAAAGUUCAUGACGAUGAAGCAACAAGAAAAUGGGGUGAAAAGAAAAGAGUUGAUUCUGUGGUUGUAACGGCAUUGCAUCCUGAUCUUGAGAGAAAACUUCCUGCUUGGUCCAAAGCUGUAUAA